AGCAUUGCCAUACAAAGUCCAGGAGUGGCAUUUGCACUGUGCAGUGUACUGGAUUAUAGCUUUCCUCUCUUCUCCUGAACCAGUGAAUUUGCUAUCUACCGCAGCUCCUUCCUAGCUAACUUUAAUAUCAACUUAAGGACCCCAUGUUGCACUCUUCUGUGUCAUCUGUGACAUUCCUGACCAGUAUGGAUAACAUAAUGUACAGCUCAGACGAAGAGGAUUUUUUAAACAUAGAAGAAAAAAAUUUUUUCCUCAAUCAAGCCAUGCAAGUUUUGAGAACAAAUGUUGCACAGAUAGAAGAAAGCAUAGAUAAUGUAAAUAAAGAACUCAAGAAACAUGAAUAUGACCUCAAACUUAGUCACAAUGAGCUAAAAAAGCUGAAAGAAGAAGAAGAAACCCUGCAACUGGAAGCUGAAACAUUAGAAGAACAGCUGCAGACCCUGAAUAAAGAGAGUGAGUUGCUAGAGAAAAAAUAUGCAGACAUGUAUAGAAUAGUUAAAAGCAUAAGAACUCUUGGACCAAUAUUUCAACAAGCAAUGGCAGUCACACUCAGUAACAUGAAUGCAAUAAUAAACACGAUGUCUCAAGAAGGCAUUAUCGGUCUUCAGCCCUGCACAGACCCCGAAUCAGAAUCUUUACCAAGGACCCAAGUGCCAUCUGCCUCUGAAAGUUUGCCCGAAGUCCAGCAAAAAUCAUUGUCAAUCACCCCAGUGCCACCUGCCUCUGAAACCUUGCAAUUGGUCCAACCAAAAGGGACCCCUGUGCCAUCUACCUCUAAAAGCUUUCCCAAAGUACAGCCAAAAUCUUUGCCAAGCACCCCAUUGUCAUCUGCUUCUGAAAGAUUGCCCACAGUCCAACCAAAGUAUUUGCCAAUUACCCCAGUGCCUUCUGCCUCUAAAAGAUUGCCAUUGAUCCAGUCAAAAUCUUUGCCAAGCACCCCAUUGUCAUCUGCUUCUGAAAGAUUGCCCACAGUCCAACCAAAGUAUUUGCCAAUUACCCAAGUGCCUUCUGCCUCUAAAAGAUUGCCAUUGGUCCAGUCAAAAUCUUUGCCAAGCACCCCAGUGCCUUCUGCCUCUAAAGGAUUGCCAUUGGUCCAGCCAACAAUUUCAUCCACCAAGAAAAGAAAAAUAAGUGAAGAAGACCACAUAGAAGAAACACAAAAAGAAGAAGAAGAAGAAGAGGAAAAAGAAGAAGAAGGAGAAGAAGGAGGAGAGGAGGAGGAGGAGGAGGAGGAGGAAGAAAUGAUGGAAGAAUUUGACACAAAAACAGACACAGCUACCAAACUGCCUCCAUUUCUUCUUCCAUAUAUACCAAAAAAGAAAUCUCCGAAUGAUAAGUGGCCCCUUAACUAUACAGCUUUUCUUAAUUAUUACUUUGAAACAACUUUUAAAGGAAAGCUUUCAAAAGAGGUUGUACUGGAUUGCAUUCAGCAGGGUAUAAACUAUAAUAUUUUCCCCUUAAAACAAUCCAAUGAUAAACUGUACAAACAAGUUUAUACAAGGAUUGUCCAUUUAAAAAGGCAAAGGGAAGGGAUGAAGAAAAGAUACAACAGGAGACAGUAAUAGAAUCAAAGACAUAAAAACCCACAUAUUACCUCUGUCCCCUUUUCCUUGUUCUGCAGUGAAAGUAGGGACCACAUUUGUUUGGGAUAUAUUAUUCCCUACUAGUUACCUUUUUAUGAUAAAUGAUUCCUGUGUAGUAUUUCUUUGUUUCUAAUGUACACUACUCUUAUUGUUGCACUAAUAAAACUUUUAAAAAUAAA
Messenger RNA from Xenopus laevis (African clawed frog), 1762 nucleotides. RefSeq names its product val protein L homeolog (gene val.L). Bases 144 to 1562 code for a protein of 472 amino acids. The transcript is spliced from 12 exons. NCBI's taxonomy places the organism in Eukaryota, Metazoa, Chordata, Amphibia, Anura, Pipidae. The record is from RefSeq and is a predicted model, not a curated record.